AUGGGGCCCGCCGUGCCUCCCUCUCCGCUCACGCCGGGGGCCCCGGAGGAAGCCGAGGCCGCCGUGUGCUGCCGAGCGGCCGUGCCCGCGGCACUGGCCACCUGCACGGCCGUCCUCGCCCUGGGAGUCCUCUGGGCCCUGCUGUCGGCCCAGGGCGUCCGCGUGGAGCACACGGCCGAGCUGCGGGGCCUCCGGUUCGCCAGCAGCCUGCGGCACGAGGCCUCGGACUACCACCGCGCGCUGACGGCCGCGCUGGAGACGCUGUUUGUAAAGAGCUUUCGGAAGACAGAGCUGGAGAGCAGCUGCGUGGGCUGCACGGUGCUGAGUUACGGGGACGGGAACGCCAGCGUCCUCGUGCAUUUCCAACUGCACUUCCUGCUGCGAGCCCUCUGGCCGCUGAGCCUGGGGCUGGAGGCCGAGCUGCUGCAGCAGGGCGUGCGGGCCCAGCUGCGGGGACACGGCGUGCUCCUGGCCCCCUACGGCACCAUCGAGGCCGCCGAGCUCACGGGAAGCCGUCGGGGGCUGUGGACACGCAGGGACUCAAACUCAGGCCGCUGCCCCGGGAGCGCCUUCUCCUGCGGGAACGGCCAGUGCGUGGCCAAGGUGAACCCGGAGUGCGACGACAGCGUGGACUGCGCGGACGCAUCGGACGAGGCGCACUGCGACUGCGGCCGGCAGCCCGGGCGGAGCUCGGCGGGCAGGAUCGUGGGCGGCGUGCAGGCGGCGCCCGGGGAGUUCCCCUGGCAGGCCAGCCUGCGCGAGGGCAAGGAGCACUUCUGCGGCGCCGCUGUGCUGGGGGCGCGCUGGCUGCUGUCCGCAGCGCACUGCUUCAACGAGUUCCAGGAGCCCGGCGAGUGGGUGGCCUACGCGGGCUCCACGCGCCUCAGCGGCUCGGAGGCCAGCACGGUGCGGGUCCGCGUGGCGCGGGUCGUCAAGCACCCGCGCUACGACCCCGACACGGCCGACUUCGACGCGGCGCUGCUGGAGCUGGCGGGGCCGCUGCGCUUCGGCCGCUACGUGCAGCCCGUGUGCCUGCCGGCCGCCGCCCACGCCUUCCCGCCCGGCAGGAAGUGCCUCAUCUCCGGCUGGGGCUACCUGCGGGAGGACUUCCUGGUCAAGCCGGAGGUGCUCCAGAAAGCCACGGUGGAGCUGCUGGACCAGGCCCUGUGCGCCGGCCUCUACGGCCACGCGCUCACCGACAGGAUGCUGUGUGCCGGCUACCUGGACGGGAAGGUGGACUCGUGCCAGGGAGACUCGGGGGGCCCGCUGGUGUGCCAGGAGCCCUCGGGCAGGUUCUUCCUGGCCGGCAUCGUGAGCUGGGGCAUCGGCUGCGCGGAGGCGCGGCGGCCCGGGGUGUACGCGCGCGUCACCAGCCUCCGACACUGGAUCCUGGAUGUGACGGGCGGGAUGCCCACGGCGGCUCCUGCUCCCAGCAGCCCCGACGCCCCCACGGGACCCACGCCAGCCCCCGGCCCUGCGCCUCCAGGCUCGGCCACCACGCCGAAGCCACGAGGGUGCGGGGCCAGGCCCGCCAUGGAGAAGCCGACGCGGAUCGUGGGCGGGCUGGGGGCGGCGCCCGGCGAGGUGCCCUGGCAGGCCAGCCUCCAGGAGGGCUCGCGCCACUUCUGUGGGGCCACCGUGGUGGGCGAGCGCUGGCUGCUGACCGCCGCCCACUGCUUCAACCACACCAGGGUGGAGCAGGUGCGCGCCCACCUGGGCACGGCGUCCCUGCUGGGCGUGGGCGGCAGCCCGGUGAAGGUGGGGCUGCGCCGCGUGCUGCUGCACCCCCAGUACGACGCCAGCGUCCUGGACUUCGACCUGGCCGUGCUGGAGCUCGCCAGGCCCCUGGUCUUCAACGAGCACAUCCAGCCGGUGUGCCUCCCGCCAGCCACGCAGCAGUUCCCCGCCGGCCGCAAGUGCGUCAUCUCGGGCUGGGGGAGCACGCGGGAGGGCAACGCCAGCAAGCCCGACGCGCUGCAGACGGCGUCCGUGGGCAUCGUGGACCAGAGGACCUGCAGCGCGCUCUACAACUUCUCCCUCACCGACCGCAUGGUGUGCGCCGGCUUCCUGGAGGGCAAGGUGGACUCCUGCCAGGGCGACUCGGGGGGCCCCCUGGCCUGUGAGGAGGCGGCGGGCGUGUUCUACCUGGCCGGCAUCGUGAGCUGGGGCGUGGGCUGCGCGCAGGCGCGGAAGCCGGGUGUGUACACGCGCAUCACCAGGCUCAAGGGCUGGAUCGUGGAGGCCAUGUCCUCCACCUCCCGGCCCCCGGCCCCCUCCGGGACCACCAGCCAGGGCACCGACACCCCACGCGGCCACGCCGGGGACCGUCACCCGCUCCCAGCUGCCAGGCGCCGCCGUGCUGCUGGGACCCUGGCGGCCAACCCUGCCCCCUUAUACUCCCGGGGGUCUGUGUUGGGGAGGGGGCUGCCCGCUGGGGAACACGCCUGGUACCGCGGCAGGCACCUGGGCUCCCCUGCCCAGCCGGGCCUGACCGUGGACAGAGACUGCGGCCUGGCCCCGGCGGCCACGCUGACCAGGAUCGUGGGCGGCAGCGCGGCGGGGCGCGGCGAGUGGCCGUGGCAGGCGAGCUUGCUGCUCCGGCGCCGGGAGCACCGCUGCGGGGCCGUGCUGGUGGCCGACAGGUGGCUGCUGUCCGCCGCGCACUGCUUCGACGCCUACCCCGACCCCAGGCAGUGGGUGGCCGUCCUGGGCACGCCGCUGCUGGGCGGCGCCGAGGGGCAGGUGGAGCGCGUGGCGCGCAUCUACAAGCACCCCUUCUACAACCUCUACACGCUCGACUACGACGCGGCGCUGCUCGAGCUGGCCGGGGCGGCCCGCCGCAGCCGCCUGGUGCGGCCCAUCUGCCUGCCCGAGCCCGCGCCGCGCCCGCCCGGCGGCGCGCGCUGCGUCAUCACCGGCUGGGGCUCGGUGCGCGAGGGAGGCGCCAUGGCGCGGCACCUGCAGCAGGCGGCCGUGCGCGUGCUGAGCGAGCAGACCUGCCGCCGCUUCUACCCGGUGCAGAUCAGCAGCCGCAUGCUGUGCGCCGGCUUCCCGCAGGGCGGCGUCGACAGCUGCUCGGGUGACGCCGGGGGUCCUCUGGCCUGCAGGGAGCCCUCCGGCCGCUGGGUGCUCACGGGGGUCACCAGCUGGGGGUACGGCUGCGGCCGGCCCCACUUCCCCGGGGUCUACACCCGGGUGGCGGCGGUGAGAGCCUGGAUCGCGCAGAACAUCCACGAGUGACCGCCUGCCCCGUGCAAUAAACA
Lepus europaeus (European hare) is the source of this 3263-nucleotide messenger RNA. Its product is annotated as transmembrane protease serine 9-like. Gene Ontology annotation, biological process: proteolysis. The transcript is spliced from 20 exons. The record is from RefSeq and is a predicted model, not a curated record. Gene Ontology annotation, molecular function: serine-type endopeptidase activity; protein binding. Bases 1 to 3240 code for a protein of 1079 amino acids. Lineage: Eukaryota; Metazoa; Chordata; Mammalia; Lagomorpha; Leporidae.